AUGAAUAUCACGAUCGACGAUGCUUCGCCUCAAUGGCAGUACAUCUCCAAGAAUGGGACAUGGAUACAGGAUCAUACAGCUGACGAUCAAACUUCAAAGUACUUCAAAGGGACAUUCAUGGGGACACAUACAGAGGGCGACUCAGCAUCAUUAAGGUUCAACGGAACUGCAAUAGUAGUCUACGGGGCGAAGAGGUUUAACCAUGGAUACUAUUCGACUCAAUUGGACGGAGGGACAGUACAAUAUCAGAAUGGUUACUCUGCUCACCAGGAUAUACAGCAGAUACUCUUCCAAGCUGGCGGAUUGGAUGCGAAUAGAGAACAUGUCUUUGUAAUAGCCAAUACACCUUCUAAAAAUACUCAAUCGCUAAAAGCAGGUGAUGGAUGGUGGUUGGAUAUCGACUAUGCUGUUGUGACUACUGCAGUCCAAGAUAAAGUAUACACCACCACGUUCGACGAUGAUUCUUCGGCGAUCCAGUAUAACGGCGGUGGAUGGGCGAGAGGUGAUCCUAACAAGGAUUAUUACAAUACGACGGGACAUGUCAGUGCAAAACCCACUGAUCUUCUGAGAUUACAGUUCAAUGGCUCGAGCAUUCAGGUUUUUGGUGGAUUGUUCACUGAUCAUGGAAAUUACUCGAUUGUCCUUGACGAUGGUCCAGAAAAAAAGUAUAAUGGAACGUACUUUAGAUUGCAGCCUCAAGUACCGUUAUACACCGCGAGCAACCUCCAAGAUGGUCCACACACACUGACCAUGAUCAAUGUUGGAGGCGGUCUCGCAGGUAACUUCCUCGAUUUCGAUUAUGCUGUUGUCAACUCAACUAUCGAUCCUUCUGAUACAUCGAGUAACCAGACCAGUACAAAUACAACUACAUCCGAUCCAGGGAGCGCGGGAUCCUCGGCUUCCAACAGUGGUUCAAGCAACGUCGCAGCUAUAGCAGGUGGAGUGGCAGGUGGAGUAGUAGGACUUGCCCUGGUGGUUGUCCUAGCUUGGUUCCUAUUUAUACGAAAGAACAAGAAUAGGGAGGGAUACCCAUAUGCCAUGAAGAAGAAGAAUCAAACACCGAUGGACUUAACGGGAGACGAAGUGAAACCUUUCCAGCAUAACAAUCAGUAUCAUUAUCCUCUUGCUUCCAACUCAUCUUCCAAUGGUAAUGAGGAUAACUUUCAACGAAAUCAACAGGAUGGACCUUCACCUAAUGGAUCGUUGAUCCAAAUGCAAGAUUCCUCUUAUCCUCGAGAAGCUGAUCAGAGUAAUAUCCCAUUCUUGACGACUGUCCCUGCACCUCCACCGUCAAGUAAUACCUCUUACCCUCGUUCGGUGAAUCCUCCAUCCUCCGUAGGACGAUCAAAUUCGUUGAACGAAAUUCAAAAUCCAUUCAGUACAGCCGCAUCAUCUGCUACGUUUGGCCAUGGACAAGGAUAUACCGACAGUCAACCUGAUCUUAUGCCUACUACACCUGCAAGUGCGCCGAGAAAUACCCAAAAGACUCAAGGUGUACAAUUACCAUUUACCGCUUUACCUCCUAUACCGUCUUCCGACCUAUCUUCCAUGGAUGAAUUACCUUCACCACCCCCACCCUUGAGAGAACGGGAGCAUUCGAUAUCAUCGGUCAAUCAGAGGAUGUACGUACCUGGCAGAGAACAGGAUAUAGGACCUAUACCUAUCAAUAAUGAUGAUGAGAGCGAUGAGAUUCAUGGUCAUGGGGUUUUACCGCCGGAUUAUAGUCAGGCGACUGAACCUUUACCUGGACAACGACCUCGACCACCACCAUAG
This is a messenger RNA of Kwoniella mangroviensis CBS 8507, 1773 nucleotides long. RefSeq lists its product as uncharacterized. Lineage: Eukaryota; Fungi; Basidiomycota; Tremellomycetes; Tremellales; Cryptococcaceae. The record is from RefSeq and is a predicted model, not a curated record. The transcript has 9 exons. The coding region runs from base 1 to 1773 and encodes 590 amino acids.